Messenger RNA from Nerophis ophidion (straightnose pipefish), 10305 nucleotides. It is a transcript of the gene sgpp1b, whose product is annotated as sphingosine-1-phosphate phosphatase 1b. The transcript is spliced from 3 exons. Gene Ontology annotation, molecular function: sphingosine-1-phosphate phosphatase activity. The record is from RefSeq and is a predicted model, not a curated record. Gene Ontology annotation, cellular component: endoplasmic reticulum membrane. NCBI's taxonomy places the organism in Eukaryota, Metazoa, Chordata, Actinopteri, Syngnathiformes, Syngnathidae. Gene Ontology annotation, biological process: sphingosine metabolic process; phospholipid dephosphorylation. The coding region runs from base 303 to 1613 and encodes 436 amino acids.
GUAGCGAGUAAACAGAUUGUUGUCAUUAGAGCAAGAGUGACCAGCGGGGAGGACGACGACCUAUAAGCGAGCACUAAGAUGAGCAAAAACCAACAUUUUGGUAUUUAUUAACGUCUCUUUUUUUUAAUAACAUUGUCUUUUUGACGGGCGUGUCCCACCGCGUUUAAGUCGUCGUAGUUGGAAAACAUCGUAUUUUUGGCCAAGCUAAUGCUAACACCAGCUCGCCUCCGUCGUCCGUCCUCCGUGCGGCCGAAGUAGCCGAGCGUCCGCUUCCUCUUUCCGCCGAGCCGCCCUCCCAAGCCAUGGAGAAAAGUAGCCGCCUGCUGGAGCUCCUCCGCUUCCUACGAGACCCCCACCUGGUCGCUCGCUUCCAGCACAUUUGCGGGGUGCGAGCGACGCUCUCCAGGAGCGGCGGCGGCGAAGUGGAGCCGAGCGAGGCGCACAACAACGGGGCUUGCUACCACCAACUGGGCGAGGAAACGGCGGCGGUUCGGAAGAGGACGGGCGGUUUAAAGAGCUCCCCCCGCAACGGCUCCCUGCCAACCGGUGUGGCCGAGCACAGCGGGGCCACGACGGAUGGAGCUGGGGAAGCCGGCACGGUCAAGCCCCUCCGCAGAAACUCCUUGACCGGGGACGCCGGCCAAGAGUUUCAGGUGGGGAACCGCUUCUUGUACUACCUGUUCACCUUCGGAACCGAGCUGGGCAACGAGUUCUUCUACAUCACCUUCUUCCCCUUCCUAAUGUGGAACGUGGACGCCUUCGUGAGCCGGCGGCUCAUCAUGGUGUGGGUGUGGGUCAUGUACCUGGGCCAGUGCACCAAGGACGUCUUCCGCUGGUCCAGACCCGCCUCGCCUCCCGUGGUCAAGGUGGAGAUGUUCUACAACUCCGAGUACAGCAUGCCGUCCACCCACGCCAUGUCCGGCACCGCCAUUCCCUUUGCCCUCUUCUUCAUGACCUGUGGCCGCUGGGAGUACUCCGUCACACUGGGUUACGUCUUGGCUUUCUGCUGGUGUCUGCUGGUCUGCGUCAGUCGGAUCUACAUGGGCAUGCACUCGGUUCUGGACGUCAUCGUGGGAGUGAUCUACAGCGUGGUCAUCCUCCUCGUCUUGCUGCCGGCGUUGGACGCCAUCGACCACUUUGUGCUGACCUGCGUCUACGCCCCGCUGGUCAUCGUGAGUCUCCACCUGAGCCUGGGCCUCUUCUCCUUCACUCUGGACACGUGGAGCACGUCCCGAGGCGACACGGCGCAGAUCUUGGGCUCGGGCGCCGGCGUGGCCCUGGCGUCCCACGUCAACCACCGCCUGGGCCUGAUGCCGGACCCGCUGGCGGAACGUCUCCCCCUGUCGCUGCCCGCCCUCAGCGGGGGUCUGGUGGGGGCGGCGGCGCUGCGUUUCCUGCUGGGCGUGCUGGUCCUGGUGGCCACGCGGGCGCUGAUGAAGGCCCUGACCAUCUCGCUGGUGUGCCGCGUCUUGGCCAUUCCUGGCGACGACGUGAGGAAGGCGAGGCAGCACAUGGAGGUGGAGCUUCCCUACCGCUACAUCGUCUACGGGACGGUGGGCUUCAACGUGCUCUUCCUGGUGCCGCUCAUCUUCAGCUACCUGCCGCUCUGUUGACCGCCUCCUUGCCAGUGACAGCACGGCGCCCCCUGAUGGCGUCUGCCCUAUUCACGGUUAUCGGAAUAACACUUUCUUCGACGGAUCACUACUGAUUCCCGAGCACCAACGUUGAUUUGCACUGACGACAUCCGGGCAGGAAGUCUUUUUUUGCGGACGCAAACGAGCCGUCAGCUCUGUGCUCACUUGCCCUUCCUGUUCGGAGAAAAGCACAAGCCGGCACAUAAGAUCCACUUUGAAGACCUAAUGUACACUGUAAGAACCGAAGUCGUGUUGUCUUUUCCACACGAGUGGUGCUACACCAUUUUUACCGCUGGUUUCACAAUCGAUUUCAAUCCGCGAUACAAUGAGAGAUAUUUUUCCAAGAUUCUUUAGUUAGACAUCAAUCGUAGAACUGUGAUUGGUCGAUUGGGACCUCUUGUUUUGACCCGGCCAUGUUUGAUACUUUUUAACAGAUUCAUCACUCAAUCAAUCAACGUUUACUUCUAUAGCCCUGAAUCACGAGUGUCUCAAAGGGCUGCUCAAGUCUCAACAACAUCCUCGGCUCAGAUCCCACAUCAGGGCAAGAUAAAAACUCAACCCAUCGGUAUGACAAUGAGAAACCUUGGAGGGGACCGCAGAUGUGGGGACGUUCCCCUGGGCGACCGGUGCAAUGGACGUCAAGUGGAUCGAACAUAAUAGUGUGAGAGUCCAGUCCAUAGUGGAUCGAACAUAAUAUUGUGAGUCCAGUCCGUAGCGGAUCGAACAUAAUAUUGUGAGUCCAGUCCAUAGUGGAUCGAACAUAAUAUUGUGAGUCCAGUCCGUAGCGGAUCGAACAUAAUAUUUUGAGUCCAGUCCAUAGUGGAUCGAACAUAAUAUUGUGAGUCCAGUCCGUAGUGGAUCGAACUAAAUAUUGUGAGUCCAGUCCACAGUGGAUCGAACAUAAUAUUGUGAGUCCAGUCCAUAGUGGAUCGAACAUAAUAUUGUGAGUCCAGUCCAUAGUGGAUCGAACUAAAUAUUGUGAGUCCAGUCCAUAGUGGAUCGAACUAAAUAUUGUGAGUCCAGUCCAUGGUGGAUCGAACAUAAUAUUGUGAGUCCAGUCCAUAGUGGAUCGAACAUAAUAUUGUGAGUCCAGUCCGUAGCGGAUCGAACAUAAUAUUGUGAGUCCAGUCCGUAGCGGAUCGAACAUAAUAUUGUGAGUCCAGUCCAUGGCGGAUCGAACAUAAUAUUGUGAGUCCGGUCCAUAGUGGAUCGAACAUAAUAUUGUGAGUCCAGUCCGUAGUGGAUCGAACUAAAUAUUGUGAGUCCAGUCCAUAGUGGAUCGAACAUAAUAUUGUGAGUCCAGUUCGUAGUGGAUCGAACACAAUAUUGUGAGUCCAGUCCGUAGCGGAUCGAACAUAAUAUUGUGAGUCCAGUCCGUAGCGGAUCGAACAUAAUAUUGUGAGUCCAGUCCGUAGCGGAUCGAACAUAAUAUUGUGAGUCCAGUCCGUAGCGGAUCGAACAUAAUAUUGUGAGUCCAGUCCGUAGCGGAUCGAACAUAAUAUUGUGAGUCCAGUCCGUAGCGGAUCGAACAUAAUAUUGUGAGUCCAGUCCGUAGCGGAUCGAACAUAAUAUUGUGAGUCCAGUCCGUAGCGGAUCGAACAUAAUAUUGUGAGUCCAGUCCGUAGCGGAUCGAACAUAAUAUUGUGAGUCCAGUCCAUAGAGGAUCGAACAUAAUAUUGUGAGUCCAGUCCAUAGCGGAUCGAACAUAAUAUUGUGAGUCCAGUCCGUAGUGGAUCGAACAUAAUAUUGUGAGUCCAGUCCAUAGUGGAUCGAACAUGAUAUUGUGAGUCCAGUCCAUAGUGGAUCGGACAUAAUAUUGUGAGUCCAGUCCAUAGUGGAUCGAACAUAAUAUUGUGACUCCAGUCCACAGUGGAUCGAACAUGAUAUUGUGAGUCCAGUCCACAGUGGAUCGAACAUGAUAUUGUGAGUCCAGUCCAUAGUGGAUCGAACAUAAUAUUGUGAGUCCAGUCCGUAGUGGAUCGAACAUAAUAUUGUGAGUCCAGUCCGUAGCGGAUCGAACAUAAUAUUGUGAGUCCAGUCCGUGGUGGAUCGAACAUAAUAUUGUGAGAGUCCAGUCCAUAGCGGAUCGAACAUAAUAUUGUGAGUCCAGUCCGUAGCGGAUCGAACAUAAUAUUGUGAGUCCAGUCCGUAGCGGAUCGAACAUAAUAUUGUGAGUCCAGUCCGUAGCGGAUCGAACAUAAUAUUGUGAGUCCAGUCCGUAGCGGAUCGAACAUAAUAUUGUGAGUCCAGUCCGUAGCGGAUCAAACAUAAUAUUGUGAGUCCAGUCCACAGUGGAUCGAACAUAAUAUUGUGAGUCCAGUCCAUAGCGGAUCGUACAUAAUAUUUUGAGAGUCCAGUCCAUAGCGGAUCGUACAUAAUAUUUUGAGAGUCCAGUCCAUAGUGGAUCGUACAUAAUAUUUUGAGAGUCCAGUCCAUAGCGGAUCGUACAUAAUAUUUUGAGAGUCCAGUCCAUAGUGGAUCGUACAUAAUAUUUUGAGAGUCCAGUCCAUAGUGGAUCGUACAUAAUAUUUUGAGAGUCCAGUCCAUAGUGGGGCCAGCAGAGGAUCAUUUUGAGUCAGCAGCCCUGAGACUUCCCCAACUGAUGCACAGACGAGCGGUCUACCCUGGGUCCCCACUUUGGACAGCCAGCGCCUCAUCCGUGGUCACCGAAUCAGUUGUUGUUGAGCUUUAAGAAGACCUCUUCAAAUUGUUCACAAAACUAGAAAACGAGGCUACGUUCACACUCCAGUUUUUCGUUUUUUUUCUUUGUAAAUUCCGAUCUUUUCGGCGGCUGUUCAAAUUACCCCCCAAAAAAGUGAUUUUUAAUGUGAAUGCAAUCCGACCCGACGUGAUGUUUACGGAAGUAGAAAUGGCUUCCGCUGGUCUUGCGAUUUCAAGGUUUUUGUGCAAUCAAAGUCAACAUUUUCUGAACCAAAUUAUUGCGCGUAUAAGACAAGUACUUAAGCUCUGGCAGUUUUGCGUUUCGGCGAAUAAUCGGUGGAUGCUAGUUCCCAAAACGAUAUUUUCACCGAUUUGUCAACUAUUUCUUUUGUAAAAGUUUAUUUUGGCAGACUAUUAUGACGCUUCACGCUAUUUGAUGACGUUCUGAUCGGAUGAAGGCUCACAUCUAGGAUGGAUCGCUUAUACAUCCCAUUUAUUUCCUCAUACCAAAGCGAUUAAAAAAAAAUUGGGAAUUGCACUGUUCACACGGACUUUAAAAAAAAAUGUGAUACGGAUCGCAUACAAGAAUUGACAAAUCCUUAUUGCCUUUUUGUCGCACAGUCGACGCAACAUUGAGUAAUUCUACAGAAAAUAACUGGGUUUCUUUAUUUCCAAAUAGCCUAAUGUUGCGAUAAAGAGUUGAAACGUUAAAAAGUAAUCAAAACUAUACAUUUGUCAGGGAAAACUCACAGGUGACCAAAUAAUCCAUCCGUCCAACUUCUUCCGCAUAUCCGAGGUUGGAUCAAAUGGGCAGCAGCCUAAGCAGGGAAGCCCAGACUUCCCUUUCCCCAGUCACUUGGUCCCGGGGGAUCCCAAGGCGUUCCCAGACCAGCCAGGAGACAUAGUCUUCCCAACGUGUCCUGGGUCUUUCCCCUGGCCUCCUACUGGUCGGGCGUGCCUGAAACACCUCCUUAGGGAGGCGUUUGGGUGGCAUCCUGACCAGAUGCCCGAACCACCUCAUCUGGCUCCUCUCGAUGUGGAGGAGCAGCGAGCCUCUUGAGCUUCUCACCCUAUCUCUAAGGUAGAGCCUUGCCACCUGCGGAGGAAACUUUUCGGCCGCUUGUACCCGUGAUCUUGUCCUUUGGGUCAUGACCCAAAGCUCAUGACCAUAGGUGAGGAUGGGAACGUAGAUCGACCGGUAAAUUGAGAGCUUUGCCUUCCGGCUCAGCUCCUUCUUCACCACAACGGAUCGAUACAGCGUUCGCAUUACUGAAGACGCCGCACCGAUCCGCCUGUCGGCCUCACGAUCCACUCUUCCCUCACUUGUGAACAAGACUCCGAGGUACUUGAACUCCUCCACUUGGGGCAGGGUCUCCUCCCCAACCCGGACGGAGGUGGCACUCCACCCUUUUCCGGGCGACAACCUUAGACUCGGACAUAGAGGUGCUGAUUCUCAUUCCGGUCGUUUCACACUCUGCUGCGAACCGAUCCAGUGAGAGCUGAAGACCCUGGCCAGAUGAAGCCAUCAGGACCACAUCAUCUGCAAAAAGCAGAGACCUAAUCCUGCAGCCACCAAACCGGAACCCCUCAACGCCUUGACUGCGCCUAGAAAUUCUGUCCUUAAAAGUUAUGAACAGAAUCGGUGACAAAGGACAGCCUUGGCGGAGUCCAACCCUCACUGGAAACGAGUCCGACUUACUACAGCCACCAAACCGGAUCCCCCCAACGCCUUGACUGUGCCUAGAAAUUCUGUCCUUAAAAGUUCUGAACAGAAUCCGUGACAAAGGACAGCCUUGGCGGAGUCCAACCCUCACUGGAAACGAGUCCGACUUACUGCAGCCACCAAACCAGAUCCCUUCAACGCCUUGACUGUGCCUAGAAAUUCUGUCCUUAAAAGUUAUGAACAGAAUCGGUGACAAAGGGCAGCCUUGGCGGAGUCCAACCUUCACUGGAAACGAGUCCGACUUACUGCAGCCACCAAACCGGAUCCCCCCAACGCCUUGACUGCGCCUAGAAAUUCUGUCCAUAAAAGUUAUGAACAGAAUCGGUGACAAAGGACAGCCUUGGCGGAGUCCAACCCUCACUGGAAAUGAGUCCGACUUACUGCAGCCACCAAACCGGAUCCCCCCAACGCCUUGACUGUGCCUAGAAAUUCUGUCCUUAAAAGUUAUGAACAGAAUCCGUGACAAAGGACAGCCUUGGCGGAGUCCAACCCUCAUUGGAAACGAGUCCGACUUACUGCAGCCACCAAACCGGAUCCCCCCAACGCCUUGACUGUGCCUAGAAAUUCUGUCCUUAAAAGUUAUGAACAGAAUCGGUGACAAAGGACAGCCUUGGCGGAGUCCAACCCUCACUGGAAACGAGUCCGACUUACUGCAGCCACCAAACCGGAUCCCCCCAACGCCUUAACUGCGCCUAGAAAUUCUGUCCUUAAAAGUUAUGAACAGAAUCGGUGACAAAGGGCAGCCUUGGCGGAGUCCAACCCUCACUGGAAACGAGUCCGACUUACUGCAGCCACCAAACCGGAUCCCUUCAACGCCUUGACUGUGCCUAGAAAUUCUGUCCUUGAAAGUUAUGAACAGAAUCGGUGACAAAGGACAGCCUUGGCGGAGUCCAACCGUCACUGGAAAAGAGUCCGACUUACUGAAGCUACCAAACCGGAUCCCCCCAACGCCUUGACUGCGCCUAGAAAUUCUGUCCUUAAAAGUUAUGAACAGAAUCGGUGACAAAGGGCAGCCUUGGCGGAGUCCAACCCUCACUGGAAACGAGUCCGACUUACUGCAGCCACCAAACCGGAUCCCCCCAACGCCUUGACUGUGCUUAGAAAUUCUGUCCUUAAAAGUUCUGAACAGAAUCCGUGACAAAGGGCAGCCUUGGCGGAGUCCAACCCUCACUGGAAACGAGUCCGACUUACUGCCGGCAAUGCGGACUAAGCUCUGACACUGAUCUUACAGGGAGCGGACCACCACAAUCAGACAGUCCGAUACCCCGUACUCUCUGAGCACUCCCCGAGGGACAAGGUCGAAUGCCUUCUCCAAGUCCACAAAGUACAUGUAGACAAAUGAAAAUAAAUUUGUUGCUGACUUUUGAGACCUUUAUGAAUGAGGGGGUCCCGUUUGGCUCCUCAGGGUAAGAGUGUAUAGUCGAUGUCAAACUUGCGCAAGGGUUCAGACGGAACCGUACUAGAACACCGUAGGUUCUACAGAGCGUGUGGGCGAACUAUCGGACCCGGGAUUUGAUGUCCGUGAAAAAUUGCGACCUCUAUCGCGUUCGGAAUGCAGUUCGUUCGGAUAAAGAUCGGAUUACGCGAAAGAGGCCUGGGUCAGAUUCCGAGACGUCUGAAUUGGAACAGUUCCUACCAACAUGAAAAAAUGUAAACCACGGGAAAAAAGGGCGGUGUGAACGUAGCCACGGAUGCUAUGCUAGUAGUCCACUUCAGACUUGCAGGGUAGAUCUUCAAAAUGUACCAAAAACUUCCUCACACCGACACGAUCGCUCGUUCCUGGGUUUUGCGGCCGACUGAGCGCGCCGGACUUCCACAAAGGUCAGGACCACGACCUGGGAUCUCACCUGUAAACAAGCGACCAUUUUAUACGAAGACUUUCAGCCUGAAUCCCAGGCAGGACCCAGAACCUUUUUUUCUCAGGUGACCAAAUAUGGCGGCUCAACCGCCAGCCCAGCUCCACUUUAGCGCCCUCUAGUGCCUAACGAGGUCAUUGCAGGGUUUUCCACGUGGCCUUUCUGCACUUCACCCAGGUGCAAACUCUACCAGCGUCUAUAUCAGGGGUGUCCAAACUCAACCCGGCGAGGUCCCAUCAUUUUGCAACAUGUUUCGCUGGAAACGAUGGAAAGCGCCACCUGACACGGGAAAGUUAUCACACAUUUUAAAGAAAUUCCAAACUCUACUGCCAUCUGGUGGCUAAAGUGGAUAUUGGAAAUGUUUCACGUGUCGGGUAAAUGUGGCCACGUGAAUCCCUUUCUUACUGUACUUCAACUUUUAUAAUGGAAAAGACGCUCAAAUGAGUUAGUACAGUAGUACCUCAGUUUUUGACUAAUUUGUUCCCAAAGGUCUGAUAAAAACCGAAGCAAUCCCCCCAAUAAGGAAUAAUGUAAAUCCUAUUCAGCCUUUUUUUUAACCAGGUAAAAUCCCAUUGGGAUCAAAGAUCUCCAUUCAUGUGUUCCAGCCCAAAACAUGAACACGAAACACAUUCUUUAUAAAACAUUCCAAGUUUCACAUGCAACAUUUUUUUUUUCCUUUUAAAAACACAUUCUGCGUGUUUUUUAAUCUCCUUUUAAGGAUAAAUAUACAUUUUGUGGAGUAAAAAAAAUACAUUGUCAUUGGCCAUUAAAACCUCUAAAGGCUUAUUGUCCACAUGCGUGGACAGCACCUUUUUAGCUAUUAUUUACAAAAUUGUGUACACUACUGAAUUGGGGUCUUAUGGCCACUUAUGUGGACACUUAUACUGAUGGUGUCAGAAGAGUAAAACAUUCAAUGGAAUUUGGGAAAAACUAGUGUAAAAAAAUAAGAAUCAGCAUGUCACUAAACAUGACGUACACGUUUGUGUACUUAUGGACUAAGUACAUCGUAUCAAAAUAUGAUUCUUAGUUUUUAUUGUAAUUAGGGUCUAAUGAGCCCAAAUAGAAAAGAGAAAUUAAAAAUAAAAAAAACAUGUAAACAAACAACUUGGGCCUCAAGAGAUAAAAGGAGAGCAAACGGUGUGGUUCAGUAUCAAGGCCUCUGAUUGGCUUAGCCCCAAGCAUCGGGUUAAAGGAGUUAUUUCCUGUUAUAAAUGGUUGUAAACAGUUUUUUUUUUUUUUUGCGCUCUUUGAAAGUAUUUGAUCAUUCCUAAUUUACAGAAAUCCAUGAGGGAAUAUUGCGCAUAUAAAUGAUGAAUAAAAUGUACAAACGAGAAAAUUCCCACGGAAAUUUUGACGGGGUCGGAAUUCGAAAUGUUAAAAAAACGGCCAAGUUUGAUGGAGUAGCUGCGACGAGGUGGCGACAUGUCCAGGGUGUACACUGCCUUCUGCCUGAAUGCAGCUGAGAUAGGCUCCAGCCACCCCUUCCCCCCCCGCUACCCCGAAAGGGACAAGCGGUAGAAAAUAGACAGAUGGAUGAUCGAGUAGGAACAUUUGAUUUAUUUGUUUUCUAGAACCAACAAUGGGGGGAAUUUUGUUGACUUUCUUGGCGAAAUUGAACACGCGGCCUCCAUAAACGGGACAUUUUCCUAGAGAGGACACGUGUGUCGACGUUUUCGCCGAAACACGUGACAUCGGAAUAAAAAAUGUGGCCGUGAGGACAGGUUGUUCACCAAAAAAAAGCGUAUUUCCAGGUCUACAGCAUCCGCUUUAAUGGGGGAACCCCGAUGGCGCUCGCCUCCUUCCGAUGGCGCUCGCCUCCUUCCGAUGGCCGCCCGGCAUUAACCAAACAUCGGAUGUAAAAGCAGACAAGUGUGUGAACACAAUGAGACGUUCAACACCGAGCUACGAGAAAGUAGGACUGAGCUACAAGAGGAGGCAUUCUCCAUUUUAAAGAUUGCGUACCUAUUCAACAGGCCCAUAGUUUCCGGAAUAGCGUCACCAUGGUAACACGAAAUGAUCCUCACUAUAAAUACUUCCGUCGUCCUCAUCGAGACCUUUCCGACGCUAUAAGAUAUGUAGGGGUUUGUUGGUUGGUUCGUCGCCCAUUAAUCGCCAAAGUUUAGGAUAGAUAACUAAACUAAAAUAUGAGCAGUGUUAAUAUGAGCUGCAGGCCCAUAAUUAAAUAUAUUGAACGCUCUUAUUUUGGUACGAGUUUGGGUUAGAAUUGGUAAGUGUUUCUCACCUUCUUUACCAAAAGUGCUGGCACUCACAACUUUAUUCGGCCCCGUGCUGAAUGACUUCCGAGCUGGGUUAUGGCUUCUAUGGUGAAAAUAAUGGAUUCCUACACCCUUGCAUGCUUCUUGUCGGACUUCUAGGAACUAUUUUUGAUACGCCGUGUUUUAAUUCAGUCCAAAUAAAUCCGAUAAAUGUG